Paramisgurnus dabryanus is the source of this 1347-nucleotide messenger RNA. RefSeq names its product STN1 subunit of CST complex (gene stn1). Lineage: Eukaryota; Metazoa; Chordata; Actinopteri; Cypriniformes; Cobitidae. Gene Ontology annotation, biological process: telomere capping. Gene Ontology annotation, cellular component: CST complex. Gene Ontology annotation, molecular function: single-stranded telomeric DNA binding. The record is from RefSeq and is a predicted model, not a curated record.
GAGCGGAAAAACACAAACGCGCUGCUGGCACUGUUUUGCAGCAACUUCUUCAAGUCCAGUAUAUUUCAAAUAUAACUAAACAAGAUCCUUUAUCCCCCAAAAAACAGCGAAACAAAAAUGCAUUUCAUUACGGUGUGUGCUGUCUGAUGGCAGAAAGCUUCGGAGCAGCUGAUUGCGACGAGUUACCGUCUAUGCUGUGGGGUUUAGACCCCGUGUUCUCUGCAUACUCCAAACUCUACAUCGUAGACAUCUUACAGAUGAGAGAGUCCAGACAGGUGCCGGGUGUUUAUUUCUACAAGACCCACCCAAUAUUCCAGGUGGAUGUACUGGGGACGGUUGUGUGCAAGCGGGAGAGAGAAGAUUUCUAUUGCUAUGGAGUGGAUGAUAGUACUGGUGUUAUAAACUGUCUUUGUUGGAAAGAUGAAAAAUGGAGAGACCAGGGAGAACCAACUACAGGCAGAGUUUCCAGUGUAUCCUCUGGAGGUUUUUGCGUUGAAGAUGAACUCAGACGACUGAAGGAGGCUCAACGGAAAAGCUCCAUCCUGGAGAUCGGAGAGCUGCUCAGGGUGCGAGGGGCCGUCAAAACCUCCAGGGGUCAAAGGGAGAUCAAGGCCUCAUCCUUCUAUAAAGUGGACGACCCAGUGAUGGCCGUGCAGAUCUCGCGUAUGCUGGAAAUGCCUCAGCUGUACAGGACUUGCUAUGAUAAGCUGGCCCAAGUACAAAGUGAGGAGCUAGGUGGCAAACAAUCAGGUGGUUCCUCAAAUUUCCAGUAUUUGGUGUCUCGAUCAGUUCUCACUCUUAAGGAGUUUCUGUCAGAGAAAGAGGUGGCCAGAUUUCGACCUUAUGACGUGGAGUUUCUCUUGCAUUCAUUGGUCCAGAACGCUUCAGCAGAACAGGAGCCGGAUCAGCCCACAACGUCAUUUCCCACACAAAUCCGAAAUCUUCUGAAAGAGACCCUGGGCCUUCUUCAGGAAGAGGGAAAAAUUUUCCGCAAAAUGCGAACCCAGGAUGAAGUCUACAAUGUGACGGAACAAGACAAAGAUCUCCACACAGUGAUCAAAGACAUUUUACGAGUGGAUACCAAAAGGGAAAAAUAUGCUGAGAAAGGAUGCCACAUUCUGCACAUAUUGUCCAGUGUUAGACAGCGCUACAGCCAAAACAUGAGUCGUGAGGCCCUGGAGGUGGCGCUGACGUUUCUGGAAUGCAACAGUGACAUAAUCAGCACAACAGAAGCUCACUAUACUGUUCUGUAGCAUCAUUUCUUUAAACAUUUAAAGCAAUCAUGGCUAUUCCCAAAUCCCUGCUGGCGCAUAGAACAUUAACAGUUAAUAAACUCUCUUGAAAUGA